GGCGGUAAUGUGCAUAUUGAAAGCCACAAAACGGACUUCAGUGCAUCCGCAAAGCCACGCAUAGAUGCCAGAAGUGACCAUAAGCGUUCACAAUCCGCAAAAAAGAUAACCACACAGAAAUUGGAGUGGAAAGCGCAACCAAAAGUGGGCUCACUCGCAAACGUAACACAUCAGCCACCUGGUGGAAACGUUAAGGUAUUGUUGAAUUUUCAUGACGUACGCGACAAUAAACACGAUGAUUAA
Anisakis simplex (herring worm) is the source of this 243-nucleotide messenger RNA. The record is from the annotation of a GenBank genome assembly. Lineage: Eukaryota; Metazoa; Nematoda; Chromadorea; Rhabditida; Anisakidae.